Molecule: messenger RNA, 582 nt
Organism: Glarea lozoyensis ATCC 20868
Lineage: Eukaryota; Fungi; Ascomycota; Leotiomycetes; Helotiales; Helotiaceae
Exons: 1
Coding region: 1-582 (193 amino acids)
Source: RefSeq, a predicted model, not a curated record
AUGAGCGCCCCCGUCAACCCAGUCCUGCAAAAUCUAGCAACAGGCUAUCAUCUAGGCCAACAACUCUUCACCCCACCACACACCAUGUCGCGCCCCCUCACCACAUCCGUCGUCCACAACGACGAUAAUUCCGCUUCUGAUUCGUCCUCCGAGCAUGAACCCUCACCCCCAGCGAACGAGCUCUCCGAGAUCCACCUGCGCAUCAACACGCCGCUCACCAUCCAAGGCAACAACAACACCGUGAGCAUCGACACCGCCAUGAACGCGAACAAGAUCCAGCUUGGCGUCGUGAACGCGCUCAGGCAAAUGACGAGCGCGGCCAUGGGCGUGCCGAUGAUUGAUGAGGAUGGACGGCCGAGGCCGAUUAAGAUUAGUGUGAAUGCGGAGAUUAGGGUCGUGGGGACGGGGAAUGUGGUGGGUGAUAAGGCGAUUGACGCAAAGAAUGGUGGGGAGGGAGAAGGGAAGGGUGAGAAGGUGAAUGGGGAGAUGGAGAAGGGGAAGGAGAAGGAGACGGCCAAGAGAGCGAGAGAUGGAGAUGAGGCGUCGGAGAUGGUGUCGAAGAGAGUGAAGCGGGAGGAUUGA